UCCGGGGCUGGCGGGCGCGGGGAAAAUGGCGGCGGCGGCGACGGCAGCAGCGAACGGGACCGGAGGGAGCAGCGGGAUGGAGGUGGACGCAGCAGUCGUCCCCAGCGUGAUGGCCUCCGGCGUGACCGGCAGCGUGUCCGUGGCUCUCCAUCCCCUGGUCAUUCUCAACAUCUCCGACCACUGGAUCCGCAUGCGCUCCCAGGAGGGGCGGCCCGUGCAGGUGAUCGGGGCUCUGAUCGGGAAGCAGGAGGGUCGAAAUAUCGAGGUGAUGAACUCCUUUGAGCUGCUGUCGCACACCGUGGAAGAGAAGAUUAUUAUUGACAAGGAAUAUUAUUACACCAAGGAGGAGCAGUUUAAACAGGUGUUCAAGGAGCUGGAGUUUCUGGGUUGGUAUACUACAGGGGGGCCACCUGACCCCUCCGACAUCCACGUGCAUAAGCAGGUGUGCGAGAUAAUCGAGAGCCCCCUCUUUCUUAAGCUGAACCCUAUGACCAAGCACACAGAUCUUCCUGUCAGCGUUUUUGAAUCAGUCAUUGAUAUAAUCAAUGGAGAGGCCACAAUGCUGUUUGCUGAGCUGACCUACACCCUGGCCACUGAGGAAGCUGAACGUAUUGGUGUUGACCAUGUGGCCCGAAUGACGGCAACGGGCAGCGGAGAGAACUCCACUGUAGCUGAACACCUGAUAGCACAGCACAGUGCGAUCAAGAUGCUGCACAGUCGUGUCAAGCUCAUCUUGGAGUAUGUCAAGGCCUCUGAAGCAGGAGAGGUCCCCUUUAACCAUGAGAUCCUGAGGGAAGCCUACGCUCUGUGCCAUUGCCUCCCGGUGCUCAGCACUGACAAGUUCAAGACAGACUUCUAUGAUCAAUGCAAUGAUGUAGGGCUCAUGGCCUACCUUGGCACCAUCACCAAAACUUGCAACACCAUGAAUCAGUUUGUGAACAAGUUCAACGUCCUCUAUGAUAGACAAGGCAUCGGCAGGCGGAUGCGGGGACUCUUCUUCUGAAGAGAGCACUUGAAGGGAUCGCACCCAGGGCACUGGUAAAUGUCCAUAGGAGCCGGGCACUACCUCCCUCCAGAGAAACUGCUGUCAUUAAUAAAGGGGGAGCAGCCCUCAGCACC
This is a messenger RNA of Dipodomys ordii (Ord's kangaroo rat), 1119 nucleotides long. RefSeq names its product COP9 signalosome subunit 6 (gene Cops6). Bases 26 to 1003 code for a protein of 325 amino acids. Gene Ontology annotation, biological process: protein deneddylation. Gene Ontology annotation, cellular component: COP9 signalosome. Gene Ontology annotation, molecular function: metallopeptidase activity; protein binding. Lineage: Eukaryota; Metazoa; Chordata; Mammalia; Rodentia; Heteromyidae. The transcript has 10 exons. The record is from RefSeq and is a predicted model, not a curated record.